This is a messenger RNA of Aspergillus alliaceus, 912 nucleotides long. RefSeq lists its product as uncharacterized. Gene Ontology annotation, molecular function: phosphoric diester hydrolase activity. The record is from RefSeq and is a predicted model, not a curated record. Lineage: Eukaryota; Fungi; Ascomycota; Eurotiomycetes; Eurotiales; Aspergillaceae. Gene Ontology annotation, biological process: lipid metabolic process. The transcript has 3 exons. Bases 1 to 912 code for a protein of 303 amino acids.
AUGGCGCAAGCGUUAAUGCUGGAGGCUCUUACCACAGCGUUCCUACCACUGGUAGCCUGCAUUCCUCAUUCUUUCCCCGACCAGACUCCUCUGAUAAACCAGCUAGACGCUCCCACGGCAACUAAGGGAGCCCCACUCUGGGCAGUUGCACACCGGGUCUCGUACAUCAAAAGCCUUGAUAUAGCCCUCAGCAAUGGCGCAAAUGCCAUCGAGAUGGACAUGUGCCCCUAUGAGGAGGGGUGGUUUGUGAACCACGACUGUUCAUCACCAAGUGCAUCACCCGAAGGCAAGCAAAGCGCGGCAGACAUGUUCCGAGCCAUCGGGCAGAGAAGAAACGCCAGCGACACGAUGGGAUUUGUUUUUCUGGACCUGAAGAAUCCUAGAUGCUCGAGUUCACCUGCCUGCAGACUAUCCACGCUGCAAAAUCUGGCCCGAAAGUAUCUCGAGCUGUAUGGUGUUCGCGUCCUGUACGCCUUCACAGACCCUGAUAAUAGCGUCGCAUUCCGAUCGAUCGGCGAAUCUUUAACCACUGAUGAAGCUGUGAGUGUUAUUCGACCGUUUGCUGGCGCCGAAAAGAUUUUGAAAAAUUUCGAGGGUCAGGGGAAGCUUAUCCCAACGGCGAAGAGAGUCAUGGACAAAGGCGUGUCAAUCUUCUCUCAGAUGAAGAAAGGGUCCUGCAUCCGCGAUCAGCAGCACGACUUCGCUAGGGUAUUCACCUGGACUACAACAACCGAAACCGGGAACCUUGCAAAUAUGUUGUUGGAGAAAUCCGGCGUCGAUGGCCUGCUGUAUGGACACGGUAUGAAAGAGUAUGAUGCCAGUGCUUGUUCUGCCGCUCUAGAUGUCAUAAAUUGGGUUGAGCGCAAUUCGGAUCACUAUUACAUGGCGACUAAUAGUGACAGGCAAUGGUAA